AAGGAUAUCACUCAGCAACUGAAUCUUGCCAUAGAUACAUCUCAGUGCUUCCGGAGCAAACUGAAAGAGUAAUCAUCUAUUUGUGCCUGAAAUUGGUAAAUCGUCCAACAAAGCUAUAUCCACCUUUAGUUUUCGAAUCCAAAGUUUCCAUAUCUCAAUCAUGUUCGACGAGCCCAUAAUCUCCAGCUUCGUUUUUACCAACGAGGAGACCACGCAGACAUUCCACCACCAGUGGUUUUCCCAGGGCCAGUUACACGAAUGUGCCACCUGCUACAGCUCCAUCGACGCAGAUGAGCCGCCCUCCCAGCAUUGGCUGCGGGGAGGAGAAGCAUCACAGGGCUUGCAUCUUACCAAGCAACAGCAGGCCGUUAUGGAUAUUAUCGAGGCCCGCCAGAUCGAGACUUUCUUCUUCUGCGACGAGAGUUCCAAGGACAAGCUGGAACACUUCAUGGGCGAGACCUGUGCGAGGGGAAUCCCCGAGCUUCUCCGCUGGAUGUUCCAGAACAACACCGUGGCCGUGGAGUUCAAUCUGGCCUGCUACGUGAACGCCAUGGACCAGGUGUUGAUCUUUCAGAGCGGCUCGCUGAGGGCGGACCACCACUACGACGUAGACGAAUCCGUGGGCGUGGUCUACGAGAUGCUUAUGCAGAGGAUUGAAAACUACCUCAACUGCAGCAGCGAGUACGGCAUGGCAGAGUGCAGCAUCACCAGAUUGAAAGUACAGGUGAAGAGGAUUAGGGUGGAGGCGGACGGUCAGUCAGCGGACUCGUCCGUCUUCGCCCUACCCCUGCAGCUUCAGGAGGAGGAGGGCCUGACCGCCACUACCGGCUGCUCCACCAGCGAGGCAGAGCUUGCCAGUCUGCGCUCCGCCUACCUGAAGCACUUCCGCGAGUGCAACGGCUACUUCCCGCCCAACAUGCGCGUCAAUCUCUACGGACUGCAGCAGUGCAAGACCACCAAGGAGCUGUAUGUGGUGCCCUAUCAUAUCAGCGAAACCCUCCAGCAGCUGCCCAACAAGAACUUCCUCAUCCUGAACAAUAUCAUGGGCCAAUUCCAGCGGCUCCACGAGCUCUCCACCCCCGUCAAUUCCAUCGAAAGGGAUCAGACCAGCUCGCCGCUAAAGGACCUCCACUGCCGGAGGUGUCGCACCCAGUUCUCGCGACGCAGCAAACUGCACAUCCACCAGAAGCUGCGCUGUGGCCAGGACUUCUCCGUGGACAGCAUGCACGCGGACAUCGUGGAGAUCUACGAGCAGUGCCUGCCCAUCUCGAGAAGCGUCUUCCAGCACGCCUGCUACGGCAUCACCAAGCCCAAGACCAUGAUGCGGAAGGGUCAGUUUGUGCCCAUCGAGUGCGACUGGCGCAGCGAGAGCUCCGUGAAGGUGCAGCACGGCCCGUGUGUCGUCAUCAGCAACGCCCAGCACAAUAGUCCUUGUAAAUUUUAUUAAAUAAACGAUAACUUUUAAGCUG
Molecule: messenger RNA, 1469 nt
Organism: Drosophila melanogaster (fruit fly)
Lineage: Eukaryota; Metazoa; Arthropoda; Insecta; Diptera; Drosophilidae
Gene: term
Product: terminus
Exons: 1
Coding region: 161-1447 (428 amino acids)
Source: RefSeq, marked reviewed